Messenger RNA from Solea senegalensis (Senegalese sole), 1461 nucleotides. RefSeq names its product methylenetetrahydrofolate dehydrogenase (NADP+ dependent) 2 like (gene mthfd2l). The transcript is spliced from 8 exons. Gene Ontology annotation, molecular function: methenyltetrahydrofolate cyclohydrolase activity; methylenetetrahydrofolate dehydrogenase (NADP+) activity; methylenetetrahydrofolate dehydrogenase (NAD+) activity. The record is from RefSeq and is a predicted model, not a curated record. Gene Ontology annotation, cellular component: mitochondrion. Lineage: Eukaryota; Metazoa; Chordata; Actinopteri; Pleuronectiformes; Soleidae. Bases 32 to 1078 code for a protein of 348 amino acids. Gene Ontology annotation, biological process: tetrahydrofolate interconversion.
UGCACACGCUUUACGACACACGCACACAAAGAUGGCGGCCUCGGUUUCACCGCUACGCUCCUCCUUCAGGAUUUGUAGCCCGUUAACGGUACACCAUCACCGCUGUCGGGCCAAACUGCGGACGCACAGAAAAUACGAGAGUCAGAGAAGACAUCUGCACGAGACGGCGACCAGACAUGCUGCUGUGGUGAUUUCGGGGACAGAGUUGGCUCGUCAGCUCCACAGAGAAAUCCAGCGUGAUGUGGAAGAGCUGGUAGCUCAGGGCAACAUGAGACCCCAUCUAGGAGUGGUCCUAGUGGGAGACAACCCAGCCAGCCGUACCUAUGUUAGGAACAAGUCCCGAGCAGCCACCAUCCUCGGUAUUUCCAGCGACACAGUGGUGCGGCCGAGCUCCAUCUCCCAGGAGGAGUUGCUGGAGCUGAUUGACAAGAUGAACCGUGACUGGAGGGUCAGCGGUCUCUUGGUGCAGCUGCCACUUCCCGAACACAUCAAUGAACGGGCCGUGUGUAAUGCCAUUGCUCCAGAGAAGGAUGUGGAUGGUUUCCAUAUUGUGAAUAUUGGAAAGCUGUGUCUGGACCAGAGGUCCAUGGUGCCUGCCACGCCUGCAGCUGUCUGGGAGAUCAUCAAAAGAGCAGGAAUUGAGACAGUGGGGAAGAAUGUGCUGGUUGCUGGUCGCUCCAAACAUGUUGGAAUGCCCAUCGCAAUGUUGCUGCACACUGAUCGUAACCAUGAACGCCCUGGGGGAGAUGCCACAGUGACCAUCGCCCACAGAUGUACACCGAGGGAGCAGCUGAAGGAGCUAAGCAGCCUGGCUGACAUCAUUAUUGCAGCUGCAGGUGUUCCCCGACUGAUUACAGCAGAUAUGGUGAAAGAGGGCGCAGCAGUCAUUGAUGUGGGCAUAAAUCGUAUCCAGGACCCGAAGACGGGAAAACCCCGCCUCAUUGGUGACGUGGACUUUGAAGGCGUGAAGGAGAAGGCGGGGAUCAUCACUCCCGUUCCUGGAGGGGUGGGUCCAAUGACAGUCGCCAUGUUGAUGAAGAACACUGUGACGGCUGCCAGAAACGCACUGAUGCAUUAAACACAGACACACUAUAACGCCAUUCACUUUAAUGAAUGCUAUAAGAUACGUAUGUAUAUGCAUACAGUACACUACAUACAUACAUUAAGUAUACACACACACAAACACACACACACCUUGCCAAAUAUCAUACACACGUUUAUUUCAGAAUCCAUGAACUCUGGACUUCAUUCCUGCUGGGAAACAUAUUUUUUACAUGAUUUAUACAAUGUUGUGAAUGUUUUCAUUUAUUUAUUUUCUAUUUAAGUUAUUUAUUUCAGAGUUUCCCUCUUUGUGACUUAAGAUUCAUAUUUUUUCUACAGAACUCAUUUUGGUUCAUUUUUAAACAUUCCAGAGUCACUGGAAAAAGGAAUAUAAUAAAAACCAAUUCUGCACCAAUACUA